AUGGCAGCUUAUGCAGCUAUUGUGUCCGCAGCUCAGGAAGCUGAAGAUUUGAUCGAAUCCCGCGUUGUCGAUCAAAUCCAUUCCCGUUCAGUUUCCGUGCUCGAUUUGCGGGAAAUAGUAGCAGAAAUUGAUUCCAUAAAUGGGCAAUUUUUCGAAUUCGAAGAGAGAAGAGGCCCCGGCGAUUUGCAGCCCGCGGCUGCUAAUAAUACCCAAAGCCCUCUUGUAAUUGAAAGGGAUACCAAUACCAUGGUGGGAUUUGAUGACAGGUUGAUCCAACUCAUGGACGGGCUCACCGGGCCACAAUCGGGCCGCAGAGUAAUCCCUCUUGUUGGCAUGGGCGGUAUUGGUAAGACCACACUCGCCGAAAAUGUUUUUGAAAGUUCAUUAAUCGUGCAGCAUUUCGAUGUUCGGGCUUGGGCCACCGUAUCCCAACAGUACAGCGUGAAAGAAAUUCUAUUGAGACCUCUCUCUUUCAGAAAAUGGCAAGGGGGAAGUGAAAAAUCGGCAGCAUCAAGUGUUGAACUUGAACUGGAAAGUGAAGAACAGUUGGGUGAAAGAUUGUACAAAUGUUUGUGGGGGAGGCGGUAUUUAAUUGUGCUGGACGAUGUUUGGUGUGCCCAAGCCUGGGACAAGAUGAAGAUUUUCUUUCCUGACAGCAGUAACAGAAGUCGGGUUGUGGUAACGACCAGGUUAUCGAACGUGGCUAACCAUUUGAGCUCAUCUUGUGUGGAAAUGAAUUUGUUGGACGAGAACCAUAGUUGGGAUUUGUUUUGCAGAAAAGCAUUUGAUGACGGAUUUUGCCCGCCUGAACUGGAGGAUAUUGGGAAACUGAUUUCUAAACGGUGCAAAGGACUUCCGCUCUCGAUAUCCGUGAUUGGAGCUCUUACUGGAAAAACUAACAGGACACGAGAGCAUUGGGAGAGUGUUGCGAAAGACGUGAACUCAAUCCUCAACUCGAGAGAAGAAGGGCAUUGCUUGAUUUAUUGUCUUUGA
Striga asiatica is the source of this 993-nucleotide messenger RNA. The record is from the annotation of a GenBank genome assembly. NCBI's taxonomy places the organism in Eukaryota, Viridiplantae, Streptophyta, Magnoliopsida, Lamiales, Orobanchaceae.